CAACAAUGUCAUUCAGUCUCUCGAGUAUCUUCUCAAUAAACCAAACACCUAUACGUAUCUCGUCGGCAUCGUCCUUGAACUCAUCAGCGUCGCCAAAGUCGUUGUUUGCAACAUCCAGACAUGUCAGGCAGUUGAUGACCACGGCAGCAUACCGCUCCCCAACCACAUGAGCAAGAGUCGAGCCUGCCUGUCCGACGAAAUAAUCCUUGAGCUUCCACCCCGUCAGCCCUUGCAUGGCCGACUUUCCACACACGCCCACUCCGACAUAUGCCUCUGUCGACCGCGGGUACACUAGGAACGAUUCACCAAGCCCCAUCUCCAGCAGCACCACACCCAGGCUGUACAUGUCAUGUUGCAUCGAAUAGACGUCCCUGGGUCGCUCUCCCUGUCGGCUCGGGUGGCGGUACAUCUCCCGCUCCUGGACCACAUCGCCCGCUUGCACCGUCGCCCCGACUGCCAUACGGAAGGCACCAAACCCGACCAGAAAGGCCCCCUCGGGCGCCACUAGCACUGAUUCCGGGCAGAUGUUCUUGUGCACAAAGCCAAAGGUGUGCACGUCGGCCACGCUUCUUGCAAGUUGCUGCGCGAGGCGGAUGCGGCGCGAGAGAGUGAGACCUCCGCCGCUCCCUGACCCCCUCAGGAGCUCGCCGCGCAGGCUCAAUGGCGGAUUGCCGAGGAACGCUGGCGCAUAGAGCACGAGAUCGUAGCGGACGAGGGUCGGACUGUCGUUGCGACUGAGUACGCGCACAGCUCCCUUACUCCGCAAGAGUCCAAACGCGCUUGGGUCAGCCCGCGAUAGCCUCUGCACCAACUUCCGCACAUCUGCCUCGAACGCCACCGAGUCGAUCCCUGGGUGGAGUGGCAGCGGGUCGACUAUGAAGCGUCUGGGCGCCGCCAGCUCUGUUUUUGAGGUACCGGGUUGGAGCAGCGUUGCCAGCGCGGCCCUGGAGAAGCCAAUGGGUGUCGUCAUCAUGUGACUGUUCGUUGGCAGGAAUACACGCUUCUGCUGCUGCUGCUGCUGCUGGGUGGCCGUGAUUGCAAGACGGACCUCAGCCGCGCGCGAGAUGGGCGAGACUACUGCUGUCCCCAACGUGCGGGUGUGUGCAAGAUCCGACUCUUUUUGUUCCUCGCCGUAGGCGCGGAGCUGCUCGUCGACGGCGGGGCUGGCGAGUCGCAUGAUGAGGAACCAGGAGGGGUCGAAGCGGCGCUGCCAUGCUUCAAGGUCGGCGAUGAUUUCAUCAAGCGUGUCCUUGUGCAAUGCGUAGCGCACCCGGCGCACCUUGCCUGUCAAGAAGGCUCCGGCCCGCGACGCGGAGGCGGCAGCGGUGUCGCGGGCGAGAAGGCGGUCGAUCUUCGCGGCGGCGAGGGAGAGCUUGGUGGCCAGGAUGGCUAUGGUGUUGUCGAGGAUGCGGCAGUGCUCGGCGUCGAGAUCAUUGUGAAUGCGGCCGAUGAAGCAGAUCUGGUGGCGGGUCUGCAUCCAGGAGUGCUCAACGAUAACGAUGCGCUCGGCGACUUCCUCGUUUGCGUGCUUCCAGCUACUGCAUUUUUCGAGGAUGAUGGCGCCGUACUUGACACAAGCGUCGACUGCGGUAAUAGCCGCGAUUGGGUCCAUUUUGUUUCGUUCCAGAUGCCAGCUGCAAGUGGAUGAUAUAUCAAUCCGUUGAACGUCCUGGACUAUACACCAUACGUGCGUCUGUCUACAUUUAUAAUACGCGCCUCCGUAAGUUAUGAAUGUGGCAAGAAAGUUCCUCACUUCAGAUACGAAGGUAUGGUCGGGUGAUCGUCCCUCCGUCUGUGCUAUUUCUUCGUAUUCUCGGGGGUUGGAACCUAUCAGCGUGGGAGCAACUUGAUCUUAGAGCUGAAGGCGCCUGUAUGAUUGUCAACCCCUCCACAGCCUUGUUACUCCCUCAUCCAUAACACGCACCACCUGCCUCGCUCUUCCUUCAUUUGAUUACACUGUUCGUAAAAGUGCUGCCGCUGCCGAGUCAACAUGAACUCCAUCCACAACUCUCUCGUCAGAGAUACAAUGCUUCACGCCGUCGUCACUCCCACGCACACCGAGCACUCCUUCAGCGGCCGCAAAGAGACGUGGAUUCGCAUACGCGAGCUCGGUCGCGGCGGCUGCGGAACCGUCUGGUUGGAGAAGUGCGACAAGGUGCGUGAGGACAUACCGUCAUUGCGAGCGGUCAAGCAGAUCCGCGUGGAUGCCCGGCAGCCUGUCGAUCCUUCCAAGGAGCUUGAGGCAUUUGCCAAAUUUUCCCAGCCUCGUUUUGAGCCCUUUUUCGUCAAAUCGUUCGGUUGGUUCGCCACGAGCGACUCUAUCUUCAUCACAUCAAUGUAUCACGAACUCGGCGAUCUGGACGGCUUUCUCCAACAGCCUCUGCCUGAGGUCGAGGCGAGGCUUAUUGCGGAGCAGUUGCUUGAAGGACUUUCGCACAUGCAUGACAAUGGCUUUGUUCAUCGGGAUCUCAAGCCUAAGUGGGUGGUCCGGAUCACCGACUUCGGAAUCACAAAGAAGUUUGUCGACAAUGCUACGGUGAACCACACGGUUACAGGAACGCCGGGUUACAUGGCACCCGAGAUUUUCAAUUCUUCGCUCAAGGGUCCGCCACCUCUGAUUGACAUGUUCGCUCUCGGUUCCAUGAUCUAUUUCAUGCUGACCAACGAGUUGCCCAUCCGCAACUGGCCGGAACUUCAGCAAUAUGGUACACAGCCUCAUCGCCGAAUUGCCACCAACUAUCACGGCGCGGAGGUUACCAAGGAGGCCAGAGACUUAGUGACAGCCUUGCUGGCUCGGUCACCUAUGGAUCGCCCAACGGCUGCGGCAGCAAUGAUUAAUCCGUGGUUCGAGCAGAAUCACGGCGACGAAGCGGACUGGAGCGAUUACGAGUCGUCUGAAGAAGAUGUGGCCGAACUUGGUGUCCAUCUAAAUUCGAUGAAUCCGUGGCGGAAGCCCGGCGGUUCGCAGGUUGUGCCGCUGGCCACGAAUGCUUGGAGCACUGAGCCGCCGUCUUCCAGCGGGGCAAUGCAGGCUACCAACACCUGGAGCACUGAGCCUUCCUUCCGCCCUGAUCCAGCACGAACCCAGCCUGUUCGUCAAAGUCGGACGUCUAAUGCCCUUCGAAACCCCUCAGGCUCAGUACCCGCGUCGAACCUUUUCCAGACGCAAGUAGCUUCUACCCCGUCAAGUCACACAAGCCCGCACCUUGCUUCUUCUCAGCAAUCACCACCGUUGGUUUCACCACCAAGCACCCACCCUAGCCAAAAUCCUCCUGUACGCUCGCCGCAGUCCACUGUCGGACAAGCUCAACUUGUCAAUCCCGUGCCCAUGCCGACCCAAGAGAUUUUUUCCCUCUGA
Messenger RNA from Periconia digitata, 3358 nucleotides. The record is from the annotation of a GenBank genome assembly. NCBI's taxonomy places the organism in Eukaryota, Fungi, Ascomycota, Dothideomycetes, Pleosporales, Periconiaceae.